AUGGUUCGCAUCGCUGCUGUCGCUCUUCUGGCCUUUGCCGCAUCUGCCUUGGCUGCCCCUCACGCGCGCAGGGACGCCAAUGAACCAAUCGUCGACUUUGACGGCAAGCCGUUGGCGGAGGCCAAGCAGAAGGAGUUUCUUGACCUAGAACAACAGGGCAACAAGAAGUUUGACGAGCUCUUGGCCUCAUACACCGACAAGCAGCAGGGCAUUGAGGAUGAGCUCAACGCCAUUAGUGAGAAGCAGAGGGUCCUUCUAGGCUUUCCAGAGGAGGGCGAGGAGGGAGCUGCAAAGUAA
Molecule: messenger RNA, 297 nt
Organism: Beauveria bassiana ARSEF 2860
Lineage: Eukaryota; Fungi; Ascomycota; Sordariomycetes; Hypocreales; Cordycipitaceae
Exons: 2
Coding region: 1-297 (98 amino acids)
Source: RefSeq, a predicted model, not a curated record